Molecule: messenger RNA, 516 nt
Organism: Oryza sativa Japonica Group (Japanese rice)
Lineage: Eukaryota; Viridiplantae; Streptophyta; Magnoliopsida; Poales; Poaceae
Source: RefSeq, a predicted model, not a curated record
CGUGUGCUCUCCUUCCUCGUCGGCAGCGGGACGGCGAUGCUGAUGGUGCGGUACUGGAUUGACAUCAAGCACUUCGGUGGCGCGGAAGCCUAUGAUCCAGCAGAGCUAUUCACGACGGUGGGCGGUUUCACCGGCCGCCUGGAGGUGUUGGAGCUGGACGACAUCGCUAAGCCCAAGAGCGAGAGGAGCCUCCUCCCCGUGCGGAGCCUUGGGCGACACGCGGCGUUCGUGGGCAACACGCACUGCCUGCUCAUGUCCACCGAGACGUUCCCGUCUCUUGCUACCGAUGCGAUAUACCUGGGCUACCGUCUUCAGCGUUACAGGACAUCCAAGUUCAGCGUCUACACUAUCGACGACAGGAGGAUUGAACCGCCGCACCAGUUCUGCCUCGAUGAAGAGUGGAGGCUCCAUCCCUCUGCCAGGCCUUGCAACCUUGACCAGUACCUCGUCUGCUAUGUUGACCGCUUGCAUUCCUGGAGCGGUGAUUGUAUCAGUAGCAAAUUGCCCCACCCCUAG